Messenger RNA from Malaya genurostris, 7302 nucleotides. It is a transcript of the gene Zdhhc8, whose product is annotated as palmitoyltransferase ZDHHC8. The record is from RefSeq and is a predicted model, not a curated record. Gene Ontology annotation, biological process: protein palmitoylation. Lineage: Eukaryota; Metazoa; Arthropoda; Insecta; Diptera; Culicidae. The transcript is spliced from 8 exons. Gene Ontology annotation, molecular function: palmitoyltransferase activity. Bases 800 to 3304 code for a protein of 834 amino acids.
UUUUUGCAACCAUCUGUCAGUCAGCCAUCAUGAUGAACUUUUACGACGGUGAAGGUUCAACUUUUUUCUCGUUUCGCUCCUCGGGUUUUGCUAAGCAGCCGUCUUCUAGAAUGUAGAGUUUCUGCUACUUGUUACGGGUAUUACGAAUAUACGGAUUCCCAGGUAGUGUAAACUUCCGAAAUAGUGUGUUCGGGACCGCGGAGUGUUCAGGUGAGUGAGAAGUGGUUGAAUUUUUCUCUGCAAAGGUAUGUAGCAGUUCCGGUUCUGGAUUACUGAAAGUUGUGGUUUUGCUCCGUCUGUUCUGCUAUUUAGAGCUUGGCCCUUCGGUGCUGGUGUUUGUGGGGGCAGCUGGAGGUGAAAUAGAAGUUCCCUAACGGGGGAGGCUCAAGAAAAAAAAAACGCGAUAAUAGGUGAAAGAAUUUACAAUUUUUUUUUUCGUUCCUAGAAGCGAAAAAAGAAUCUGGUGAAAGUUGGUAUGCAGCAGUCAAAAAAUGAAGAAAAUGUUCGAUAGUUUUGUAGAUUGAUAGAAAAUAUGUCCAAAAAUAGUGAAAAAUAUUGGUCAAAGCAGUCUGUGCAAAAGUAAACCAACCACAACUACUGUGAAAACGCAUCGCGAAGAAAGCAACAAAGAAGGAGGGCUAUUUGGAUAAAUAUACGAUAAACCAACGAUUUCGAUGUGCAAGAAAAAGAGAAUACCGAGUUUGAAACGAUUGGUGAAAUAGUAAAUUAAGGUAUUCCAGGAUCUACAGAGAAUUUCGGAUUUCAGUGACUAACAUCAGUGGUGUAGCAAAGAUAGAGGAUGCCGAAAUGUGAUGUUAAGACCAGAUAUAUUCCGGCGACCUUCGCCUGGACGUUGUUACUGGGUACAACGUUCUUGUUUUUCUACUACCCAUGCCGUCAGUUUUACAUACAUCGACACCCAUGGGUGCCGGCAUAUCAAGCCGUCAUCACGUUCUUCGUCAUCGCCAACUUUACGUUGGCCACUUUCAUGGAUCCCGGUGUCAUUCCGAAAGCUCCACCUGACGAAGACCGCGAAGAUGAGUUUCGGGCGCCAUUGUACAAAAACGCUGAAAUCAACGGCAUCACGGUGCGGAUGAAAUGGUGCGUGACAUGCAAAUUUUACCGGCCACCACGCUGUUCGCACUGUUCCGUGUGCAACCACUGUAUCGAGACCUUCGAUCAUCACUGUCCGUGGGUGAACAACUGUAUCGGCCGACGAAACUAUCGUUUCUUUUUCUUCUUCCUGAUUUCACUGUCCAUUCACAUGAUGAGCAUAUUUGCCCUCUCGCUAAUCUACGUGUUGCAGAAGGAAAAGGAUAAGCUAACCGAGGUGGAACCAAUUGUGGCAAUGGUUCUUAUGGCAAUUGUCACCCUGCUAGCGAUUCCGAUCUUUGGUUUGACGGGAUUUCACAUGGUUCUGGUGUCACGAGGGCGAACGACCAACGAGCAGGUAACGGGCAAAUUUAAAGGCGGCUACAACCCAUUUUCACGUGGAUGCUGGAAAAACUGCUGCUACGCUCAGUGCGGACCGCAGUAUCCGAGUUUGUUAAAACCGCAGAAAUACGUUGCACGUCGUUCCAACAAGGAAAACCAAUCUAUCAGUACCAUCACGAACGAUGGUGGUCCUGGAGGUGGCGGAAAUAAUUCCAGUCGGCAUCUCAAUUCCCAACAGCAAGCCCUAAGUGGCACUGGUUCUGGUGGCAGCGGCAUCUAUGAUAAUAGUCGUCACACGCAGGUAAAAACCUAUAUGGAUCAUGGCAAUGGUCACGGUAUUCGUACGGUUGGAUCCAGCCAUUACAGUAAGCUAUCACCUGGUCGGGAGUGUUCCGACAUUGACAUGGAACCGCAAGCUUCCCAGAGUCGGGAUUGCGAACCGACCCCACCGCUGCAGCGGCAUGGAUCCAAGAGUAAUUUCUUCCUACCACCGAUGGAUGGUAACGGAGGAAUCAAUAUGGGCGGUGGCCAGGGACAAGGAGGCAACAACGGUGGCGGAGAUUCGCCACGACACAUACGAAUGUACCACCCACGGCACAGUCCUCAUCCCCGUCAGCGUGGAUUGGAUCCGUCCCGUAGCUUCACACCAGAGGGUCUAUCACCGGAUCAGCCCCCACCAAUGAUCACCAUUCAGCAACAACAACAACAACAACAGCAACAGCAAAAUCAGCAAGGUAUGCCACGAGGUACUUCGGCGACACCGACCAUGCAGCAACGAAUCAAAGCGCUCGGUGUGGCCACUCCUCUGGCGAUGUCUAGUCCUGUCAGAAGAUCGAAUCCCGGAACUCCAACUCAACCCAGACGACCGGAUUUCAUCGGAGUGAAUAUGACUAAUCAGCAGCAGCAGCAACAACAAACUGGAACAACCUAUUAUGACUUCCCACUUCAGCAGCAGCAGCCGCCGCAACUCCAUCAAACGGGCCUUCCACCGGUGCAUCCGUACCAUCAGCACGCGCAAAUGUCCCAACAGCAAUCGCAGUAUCCUAUGAUUCACCACAACGGAGGCUUGCCACAGCAACAGCAGCAGCAACAGCAACCACAACAGCAAAGACCGCCGAACAUCGUCUAUCAUCACGGAAGUCCCCAGCGACGUUACCUCUCCGAAGGGGAACUAGCACGCCAGGGAGCAGAACUGUCCUACGCUAGGAGUAAUCAGACGGUAGAUAACAUUCGUGAACUCGCCGGAAGUCCGCAAAGAGGAGUUUACAUGUGGAAAGAUACAUCACCUGGUUUUAGCAACGGGAAUGGUGUAGCCAGCCAAACGCAACAGUUAGUCAGCAAUCAAUCACAACAGUCACAAUCGCCGGGGGUCUUCGUAAGUAUGGCUCAAUCUGUUUAUCAGAACACACCCAGUCCAACGGCACCUCAGCAGCAACAGCAGCAGUCACAACAAUUACCCCAGUACGGUAGUGUUAGUGCGGCACGGUAUCAACUGCAACAGCAGCAACAGCAAGCCAGCAUGAACAGCUACCAUCCUGCACUUCGCGGUGGAGUUCCAGUGUUUCCUCCUCAACCCCUUCCAGCUUCGGCGGUAAGCAAUGUGGUGGCAGCUGUGGCGGGGAAUUCAGUCGCACAAUCUGCCAACGGACCGCAGGCUCCGUCACCGCAGAUCAAAAGGAAAGCUACCCCUACCAGACCGAUGUCGUUCGUUAGGGCACUCGAGAUGACUGACGCAAUCGAGAUGAAUCCGACCGAUGGCAGCAGUAGCGGGCAACAGCAGCAACCGGGUGGUCAAACCGGACGGGCAACUACUCCGACACCACCGGAACGAGGCAGUGUGUACGAUAUGAACUACGAGAUUUCCGUAUAACAUGAGCAGCCUGUGAAGCAGCAGCAACAACAACAGCAGUAGUAGUUGUACUAGUAGUUGUAGCAAUAGUCGUAGGCAACGAUGAGUGAUUGGCGGUGGUUAAGCGUGCAAGAAUUAUCGUUUGCUGGUAAACGUCUUGGUUGUUUUGUUUGGGUUUUGUUUUAUAUUUAUUCGAUCCUUACGAUAGAUUUCUAGCGUGUGUGAGUCACGUGAAUUUUAGUCACUUAUAUCUGUCUCGAAUGUUGAAAAGAAGUGUUUUUAUUUUAUUUGGACUACAAAUUGGUCUAACGUACUAACCUGUACUGUAGUAGUAUGUUCAGCGCGUACUACAAAUGAGAUAACUGAGUUAUAACGUUUGCACGAAAAGACGGUAAAUAGUGACACAACAUCAUCGCAUACAUGACACCAGGCAGUCUCUAUUAGUUUUCGGAUCUAGUCCGUGGUAUUAAAGUCUAGAUACGGUUAUUUUACUGACAAUAUAUUUACGAAUUAGCACAGUUCUCUAAUAUCUUGGCCAAAUUUUCAAAAGUGCAUGAGCAAUUUUACUGUCCCUUGAUUGUUAAUAUAGCGACAAUAAUAUUUCGGAUUCACACUAGACCGGGUCGUAUCAUCAUCGUGCCAUGAUUUAUUUGUCGAGUAUUCUCAUUAUGCCGUACUCACGAAAUUGAGUAUGAAUGUAAAAAUCGAAACAAAAUAUGACUUGGAGUGAUAUUGCAGAGUUACUAUGUGGUGUUUUCGGGGUAUGUAGUUUCAAUCGUCAAAACGCAAUUCGCUAUAAUCGUUCGUACUGUCUUCGAAGCAAGCAAAUCAAGACAUUUUCAUCCUUAUUAACACUAUAGUUUUACGUGUGUGUUCAAGUAUAUCCUACUACUCUCCUAUUGCUGUUAACCAACGAGAUUCGAUGAAUUUAUUGUAUGAUUUAUUGUAUUUAUUGUAUCAUCGCUAUUCGAACCAAUUCGAGAAGUAAAGUAAAUCGAAUGUAGAAAUUUCGUACUUGUUAGAUGGCUGUUUCGUUCUUCGACCCGUUUAACCGGCGUGAAUACGCGAAACGGCAAUUCGAUCUCAAUAAUCGACGGAAACUAUUUUUCACGAACAAAUUUUGACGUAAGCAAAAAUUUUUUACUGCCGACGCACCCGCCUACUGCGAUAUUUUUCCUAUUAAUAAAUGACGUUUUUCAUUGAAAAACACUGGUGGCGUGAAUUGCUCUGGUUGCGUACUUUCGAAAUGGCAAUGAAAACCCGUCGAAAAAAUUCCACUUCUGCUCGAAAUAUUUUUUAGUAAUGACACUUUUAAUGAACGUGUAAGGGCCGCUUUAAGUACGACUCAGAUGGUCCGUCACAGUAAACCUACGUCACCGUCAAAAUUAAUUACACGCAUUCUUAUAGCGGACCUUACACGAUCAUUAAAAGUGUCAUUACCAAAAAAUAAUAUCAUUUUAAUAAACGUGUAUAGCGGCCAUUGCCCAUUACACGAGAAUUAUUUUUGCCAUUUUUAAUGAUGACUAAGUAAUGAUGUAUUUGAAAUUUGAUAGAAAACUCGUCAUUACUGCACCGCACACGUUCAUUAAAAUGAUAUUAUUUUUUAGUAAUGACAUUUCUAAUGACUCGUGUAAGGGCCGCUUAUGGUGCAGAAAUGACGAGUUUUCUAUGCAAAUAAGCUCGUAAGCAGCCCUUGCACGAUCAUUAAAAGUGUCAUUACUAAAAAGUAAUGUCAUUUUUAAUGUGUAUUUACUAAAAUAUCAUUACUUAUGUCGUGUUCGUUUGACGUCAAACCCAACCCAGUUUCCCGCCUACCUGCUGUCAAACCGUUUGUUUGAAGUUAGUUCCGAACCUGGUUUCAACAUUGUUAUAUCAGGUUUGCUCAGAUCCCCGUUGCUAAGUGCGGAACUAACACAGUUUGGUAAAAAGUGUUUAGCGGCCCUUGCACGAGUCAUUAAAAAUGUCAUUACUAAAAAAUAAUAUCAUUUUAAUGAGCGUGUAUGGUGCAGUAAUGACGAGAUUUCUAUCAAAUUUGAAAUACAUCAUUACUUAUUAGCGGACCUUACACUAUCAUUAAAAGUGUCAUUACUAAAAAAUAAUGUCAUUUUUAUGAACGUGUAAUGGUGCAGUAAUGACGAGAUUUCUAUCAAAUUUGAAAUACAUCAUUACUUAGACAUCAUUAAAAAUGACAAUAAUAAUGCUCGUGUAAGGGCCGCUAUUCAUCAGUAAAAAUGACAAAAAUAAUUCUCGUGUAAGGGCCGCUUACAAGUUUGAAAGGAAGUAAAUUCCUUGUAUUGACAAGGGUCUAAUCCGAGUGUGAGGUUAGAGUGAGAACCGUAUUCAAACUCGACCGCGGAUUAUUAUUCUGUAUACAAAUAUAUCAGUACACACUGCAUUCCUGGUUGUAACAGAGCUGUCUAGUUACUCAAUAAUAUGGUCUCGUGUAAAGGCUGUUUAAUCCCAGUCAAUUAGUCUAAAAUUCGAUUCGAAAUUCUGUAUGAUUCCAAAUGGAUUCCGAAUCAGAUUUAACAACCGAUUCCGAACCGAUCUUAGUCGAAAUUGGUUGUUGCAUUUGACACGAAAUUCACUUGGCAAUCAUACUGAAUUUUUAAUCAAAUUGUAGACGAGUUGACUUGGACUUUUUAAAGUGUAACCAGACGUACCGUAUGCGCUAUAGUGUUUACAUUAUUGAGCAAUGAAACAUUUGAAAAAUUCCCAAUUUCGAUUUUUUUUAUUUCGAACGGGGGAAAGCAAUGAAGAAGGUUUCGCUUCUUCGAGAAAGUCAUUUCCGAUGUACUAGUCGUAACAAGUAACAAGUGGCCGGUAUAACAAAGAAAACAACAUGUGUUUGUCCACAUCAUCUCCUUGAAGAGCAAUAUAAUUGUUCCAAUGACGUUUCAAUCUUAGAGAUACAUCAUUCGAUGCCAAUCUCCUUCCAGCAUGAUUUUAUUUCGAAUCUGAGAACAGAAUAUAGUCGCUAGGGGUCAAAAUCUAGCUGCGGUAACAAUUCGAAUUUCCAUUCAUACUAUAGAAUUUGGCCCUCUCAAUGCUCGAUCAGCUGUGAGAAUUCGCGAAUGCCUUGUGUUCGUUUAAAGAAUAGAGAUUCGAUAGACUUUUUUUUCGUAUUCCUCGGUCCUCGUCUCUGUGACUUGUGCUGAAGGGUCUCUUCUGUAGACUGUAGUUAGAGUAAUAAACUGAUUAAACCAUCUUUCAUUUAAAAAAGAUGAAAACAGAAUUGCGAUUUCUUGACCACGACAUUCACGUUCCAAUGGUGAUAUGUUGUUUUACUUUCAUCAGGACUUGUUUAGUUUGAUAUUUCUCUGCAUCCAAAGUAGACCAUAUAAGGAUAAUUCGAAUUCUCAAAUCCACAUCUCCAAAGGACCGUCAAAAUGAUUCUGUCGUACUAACGUAUCUCGUGUUACAGUAAAUUUGAUGUCUUGGUCAUUGUUUAAAAAAAUAUUUUCAAUAUGAUAAAAAAGCAAAAAAUCACAAACCAUGGUACAUCAGUAUCGUCAGCGAUUGCUGCGACCCGUAGAAUGUGUUGUAAAGAAAAAAUAUAUCAACUGUCACUAUUUAACUAGUCUGUCUGCAGCGCGUUAAUUUUUUCUUUUUUUGUGCAAACCGUUCGUUUCAAACAAAAAUCACUGAUUAGAUUUAGCUAUUGCGCAUCGAACUCCGCCCUUCUUAACAUUAAAUAAGGCAUAAAUGCUGGAUUGUGUGACCAAAUUAAGUUUUGGUCGCCCUAAUCCUGCUCUCGUUAUUGUUUUUUUUUUUGGUUUUAUUGAAAUAGGUUCAUAUCCACCAGAAAGGAUGAACGGCCAAACAAGCUGCAGCACUUCUCUAGUUCAGAAUUUGGAAUAGGAAGUCACCUGCAGAUGGUAAGAGUGCUGCUAGCGAAAGACGGUCAAUCUAUUCCAUACCGAUAAUUGGUCCUCAGAAGAGGCUCCACAGGUGGUCCCUCAGAACGUUACAUCGAGGACAAGUAUACUUGUAAAUAGAUUGUUCUUAGUAGACACACU